AUGAUUUCAAAAAAGCCGCUUCGUAUUGCGGUGGUGCGGAAUGCCAUCUUGGAGGUCGUUGUCACCGAAAGUCAAUCCGGCGGUGAAGUUACUGUAGUCGAGGGGGAGGUCAAAGAGGCGGCUGUCGGGAGGGGCACGGUCGCCCGCGAGGCCUUGGUCACCCAGGAGACGACGACGACAACGCUGGCAUCGAAGGCUGCCGAAGCUGACAAGGUCAUCAUCAAGACAGAGCCCCAGGAACCUGUGAUAUUCAUUGUUGACGAUGUGGAAGAUAUGGCUAUCAAGGAGGAUCCUAGGGAUGAUAAGGUGGACAUGCCUAAGGUUGUGAAGGCGGUGCAGAAGGAGAAGGAGAAGGUGCAAGAGAGGGCGCCAAACACCAGCGGCACCAGCAGCAAUAGCGAGAGCAGCAUUCGCAGGAGCAGCAGCAUCGACGACACAAACAGCACGAUAAACAGCAAGAGUAGCAACGAUGCAAAGGGCAACAUUACAACCAGCAACAACACAAAUAUCAGCAACACGACAAGUACCAACGCGAACAUCAACAAAAUGACAGAGCAGGAUGAGAAUGUAGUAGAGGCGGAGAGAGAGUUGAUGGCAGCAGAGCAAGGAGACGCAGAGGCCCAGUUCCGAGUCGGACUCAUGUACCGGCGAGGCCAGGGGCUCCCACAGAGUAAUGCAAAGUCCAGGAAAUGGUAUCUUCGAGCAGCUGAGCAGGGACACAGUAACGCGCAGUUUAAGCUCGGGAUGUUGCUCGAGAAUGGGGACCUCAACGUUGCAAAGGACCUGGUAACGGCUGUCGAUUGGUACCGUAAGGCCGCGGACCAUGGCAACUCCGAGGCUCAGUUCCGACUCGGCGUACUGUAUGGCAAAGGCACGGGCGUACCACUGGACGACAACAUGGCGCUGUUUUGGUACACGAAGGCGGCCGAACAGGGAGUCGAGUCGGCCCAGCUGGCGGUCGGGAUCCAUUACCACCGGGGCGGAGUUGGAGUCCCUUCGGAUCAUGUCAAAGCUCUGGCAUGGUUCACCAAGGCCGCAGAGAAGGGGAAUGCGGAGGCUCAACAUCUCAUUGGCCUGAGCUACUAUUCUGGCGACCAUAACAUCCGCCGCAACUUUACACAGGCGAAGGAGUGGUUCCUUAAGGCAGCGAACAACGAGCGGGGGGCGCACUCAGGAGCGCUACACGCAGUCGGAUCCUUAUACCGCGAUGGACUCGGAGUUGAGCGGGACUGGGCCAUGGCCAAAGAGUGGUACCUCAAGGCUACGACUGCGGAGCUCAAGAAGGACGAUAAGGAGAUAGCACCGUUCUGGUCUAGUAUCGGGGACUUAUAUUUUCAUGGAGGGCCAGGGAUAGCACAGAAUUACACCGAAGCGAUGACGUGGUUCUUGAAGGCAGCCAAGGCCGGUAAUGCCGAGGCCCAGUACCAGAUCGGUUUGUGUUAUGAGCGAGGGCAACCUUAUGGAGAACGCAACGAGCCUGCGAUGGAGUGUUUUCGGCUGGCUGCUGCGAGCGGGCAUCAUCAGGCACAGGAGAGAGUAAAUCCUCGACCACAGACGCAGGUGCAGAAGCGUCAACAGAGAGCUACUCCUGCAAAGCCGGCAAAGAAACGGAAGGCGGUUUCUCCUGCUGUCCCUGCCGUCGUCGAGGCCAAGAAAUAA
This is a messenger RNA of Linnemannia hyalina, 1659 nucleotides long. The record is from the annotation of a GenBank genome assembly. NCBI's taxonomy places the organism in Eukaryota, Fungi, Mortierellomycota, Mortierellomycetes, Mortierellales, Mortierellaceae.